Molecule: messenger RNA, 3558 nt
Organism: Cololabis saira (Pacific saury)
Lineage: Eukaryota; Metazoa; Chordata; Actinopteri; Beloniformes; Belonidae
Gene: sfswap
Product: splicing factor SWAP
Exons: 19
Coding region: 143-2941 (932 amino acids)
Biological process (GO): mRNA 5'-splice site recognition; RNA processing
Molecular function (GO): RNA binding
Source: RefSeq, a predicted model, not a curated record
GCGAUUCGCAGCAUGUAGAAAUUUGUUUAGGUAAACGUCGCGGAAUUUUUAAAAACAUUUGACCACCUGUCCGUCUUUAGGUCACCUUAAAGCCAACACUGUUGUUUUCCAAACGGAUCUAUUUUAUCGAGUACCCAAAGAGAUGUUUCGCCGCGGAGCGGCAAAGAAAGCCCACAACAAGAAGCCUGUGAAGAAGGACGUGAGUGACAGUGACAAAUAUGCCGACCUCUUGGUUUUCGGUUAUGCCUGCAAACUGUUCCGAGACGACGAAAGGGCUCUUUAUCACGAACAUGGAAAACAUCUCAUCCCAUGGAUGGGGGACAAGAGCAUCAUCAUUGACAGAUACGAUGGACGUGGUCACUUACAUGACCUUUCAGAGUACGACAGUGGGUCGUGGAAUACGUCAUACCAGCUGUCAGAAGAAGAGGCCAGGAUCGAGGCGCUGUGUGAUGAGGAGAGGUACCUGGCUCUGCAUACUGACCUGCUAGAAGAGGAGGCUAGACAAGAAGAGGAGUACAAACGUCUGAGCGAGGCUCUGGCUGAUGAAGGCACAUACAAUGCUGUGGCCUUCAAGUACAGCGCUGACUACUAUGACCCCUCACAGCCCACAGAGGAGGAGGAUGCUAACAAGGAGACUGAGGAUGCAGAAUCUGAGGAGAGUGAAGAGCCAUUUGUUGCCCCACCCGGACUUGCUAUACCACCAGAUGUGGAACUGCCGGCGACCAUCAAGACCCACAACAUCAUUGAGAGGACGGCUAACUUUGUGUGUCAGCAGGGUGCUCAGUUUGAGAUAGUGUUAAAAGCAAAGCAGUCUGGUAACUCCCAGUUUGACUUUCUACGCUUUGACCACUACCUGAACCCUUAUUAUAAACACAUUCUGAGGGCGAUGAAGGAAGGUCGAUACAACCUCAUCUCUGGUAGCAAGCAAGAGCAGUCACAGGAAUCAGAUUCUGAAGAUUCUGAUGAGGAUGGUGAUGGAAGUUACCUUCAUCCCAGUCUUUUUGCCCCCAAAAAGAGCUCUCGGUUGGAGGAGUUGACAAAGCCUCUAAAGGUAAUGGACCCUGAUCAUCCCCUGGCAGCACUUGUGCGAAAAGCCCAGCAAGAAAGAAAUGGCACAGUAGCAGUGGCAACCAGUCAAAAUGAUGCUGGACCUGGUAUUCAAGUCCAGUACACCGCUGAACCAGCAAUGUAUUAUGGGUACUACAUGCUUCCAGACGGGUCAUACUGCUUGGCCCCACCUCCCCCCGGUGUAGAUGCCACUUCAUACUAUAGCAAUAUGCCUCCAGCUGUCAUGGCGACCCCUGCUUCCUCUGAGGCUUUACAAGCAGCAACCACUCCCACACCCACUGAAACAGUCACCGUGGCAUCACCUGAUACCGUACCCCCUCAGAUCCCCAGCGCUGCUCCUCCCGUGAAUGUAUCCGAGACCAGCAGCUCAAAAGCUGAAACAUCAGUUUCCACACCAGCAGUAGCAGCAGCAGCCAUCAUUCCUCCACCGCCCGACAUCCAGCCAGUCAUAGACAAGCUGGCUCAGUAUGUUGUGAGGAACGGCUUGAAGUUUGAGGCCAGUGUCCGUGCCAAGAACGAUCCCCGGUUUGAAUUUCUUCAGUCUUGGCAUCAGUACAACACCUAUUACGAGUUUAAGAAGAACUACUUCAUGCAAAAGGAAGGAAAAACCUUGUUAGAGAUUGCUACGGCAGACGAUGAGCUUCAGUCAGACAAGUCACCCGAUGAGUCCAAGCUGGCAAAAGCCUCUUUUGCCCCCAUUUCUUUUGCCAUCCGGCCGAAAGAAAAUGACAUGCUGCCACUGGAGAAGAAGAACAGACUUCGACUGGACGAUGACUCGGACGAGGAUAAGUUGUUGGACGACGAGGGUCUGGAAGCUCUGAUAGGGGCAGCCGAAGUGAUUGAGAAGGAUCCUCCUCCAGUUAGUGCACCCGAAGAGAAGAAACCCACCCUUAGUCUGGAGGAGCUGGAAGCAAAACAAGCCAAGCAGAAACUGGAGGAUCGUCUAGCAGCUGCAGCCAGGGAGAAGCUGGCCCAGGCAUCUAAGGAGUCCAAGGAGAAACAGCUACAGGCAGAACGGAAGAGGAAGGCAGCACUCUUCCUACAGACCCUGCGUGGCCCAGUCCCCGGAGAGCCCGAGGCCAAGAGAGCCGAGCUCCACUCGUGCACACAACUCGAGCUGCAAGACGCUUACUCUGUUCUCUCCAAUCCUGCACCUCCUCAAGUAUACCACGCACCACUUGUGUAUUCUCAGGAUCAAAGACUCUCUGUGGAAAACCAUGGAGCCAACCGCAGCAGGGAUGGGCCAUCCUUCCCAUCAUCUUCCUACACUACGUCCAAAGGCCCCGACAGAGACGGAGACAGAGGCAGAGAUCGCAAUAGAGAGAGAGAAAGACAAAGAGACAGAGAUCGGAUCAAAGGGAGGGAUAAGGACAAAAAGAAGAAAAAACACAAGAGAAGGUCAAGAUCAAGAUCAAAGUCAAAGAGCACUCACUCUCUUCCUAGUGCCUAUAGACGAGCCCGUAGGACCCGAUCCCGUUCACACUCCCCAGGGAAGAGAGACAGGCGGGGGUCCCCCUCAGAAAGGAGACGUGAGGAGAGAGAUCGUUAUCAUCCCAGCAGCAGCUCCAAAUUGCCAAGGGGACAUUCAAGAUCCAGAUCCCCUCAUGAAAAAAGAAGGGGCUCAUUGUCAUCUUCAGGAAAGACUCUAACUGUGGGCUCGUCUGUCUCCCCGUAUUCCUCUCCCAGGGUUUUGUCUGCAUCUGCUAGUUCUGCAUCCAGCUUGAGCCACUCAAGGGGCGGGUCUCAAGAGAAAGACAAAGCAGUGUCCUCAUCCAUAGUUUCCUCCGUCCAGUCCAAAAUAACUCAGGAUCUCAUGGCCAAAGUGCGAGCCAUGCUUGCCAGCUCCAAGACCUUCCAGGCUCCCAAUUCCUAAAAGGGGAACACACAAUUCGUAGCCACAACCAACCCUCUGUCAAAGAGACCCCUUCUUCAAUUUCCUGGAGAUUUAUCUGACCCACAUCUCUUUCAGUUCCCUGUUUAUUCAUGAUUUAUUAUUUCCUCUUGAUUUGAGCGUCACCAGACUCAGGUUGGUUAGUCAUUCUGCAGUGAAACGCAGUGAGGAUAAAGAGGAACUGGAGAGUUUGGUGUCAUACCAGACCUGAGGAAAUGGCUGGGAGAUAAUGUGUUUUGGGAGAAUCAAAUAUGAAAAUGUGAUAUUUUUCAUCAUAUUUCUGAGAUAAACUUUUAAAUGAUGUCAGUAAUUUUUGCAGCAUUAAUGUAAGAUGCUGUAAGUUUAUUUAAUCUCCUUCUAUGAAGGUUUAUGUUUUGAUAUUUUCAUUUUCCCCUCCUGUUACCUAUUUUCUGCUCCUAUUUUUCUGUUUCAUUUUCAGUCCCAAGCUGUCUUUCCUCUCCAGUUUUUCACACUUCACUGAAGAAGUGGUUUUAAUUUUUGUCCCUCGGCUGUAGUGUGUGGCCUUCUUUUUGUUCAUAGUUUGCAAUGUAAGAAAUUUAAUGCAGAUCAAUUUUCUAACUGAGCAGUCAAUAAAUUUU